AUGUAUGGAACAUCUACUGGCCCUCAAACGGGCAUUAAUACUCCUCGCUCCUCACAGUCAUUGAGGCCACUCAUCUUGGCCCACGGCUCGCUUGAAUUUUCUUUUCUCGUGCCGACAUCGCUUCAUUUCCAUGCUUCCCAGUUGAAGGACGCCUUCACAGCAUCAUUACCACAGCCAACGGAUGAGCUUGCCCAGGAUGAUGAACCUUCAUCGGUUGCGGAAUUGGUGGCUAGGUACAUCGAUCACGUUGCGCGGGAGGUGGAAGAGGGUGAGGACGAUGCCCAGGGCACCUAUUUGGAGGUUCUGAAGCUGGCAUUGAAUGAGUUUGAACGAGCAUUCAUGCGAGGCAACGAUGUGCACGCUGUGGCUGCGAGCCUUCCCGGCAUCACCUCGAAGAAGGUUCUUGUCGUGAAGGCCUAUUAUGCCGGUAGAGCCGCUGCUGGACGGCCUACCAAACCUUACGAUUCUGCCCUCUUCCGGGCUGCGUCGGAAGAGAAGGCGAGCAUCUAUUCGGUGUUUGGAGGACAAGGUAACAUUGAAGAAUACUUCGACGAGCUCAGAGAAGUUUAUACCACCUAUCCGUCGUUCGUGGAUGAUCUGAUCACAUCCUCUGCCGAGUUGCUUCAAUCCCUUUCCCGGGAGUCUGAAGCCAACAAGCUCUAUCCAAAAGGCCUGGACAUCAUUCAAUGGCUCCAGGAUCCGGACUCUCAACCUGACACCGAUUAUCUGGUGUCCGCUCCUGUCAGCCUACCCUUGAUUGGUUUGGUUCAACUCGCGCAUUUCGUCGUUACUUGCAAGGUCUUGGGCAAAACACCAGGUGAAGUUCUCGAAAGAUUCAGUGGUACCACUGGUCACUCUCAGGGAGUGGUCACCGCUGCGGCAAUUGCCUCGGCCACUUCAUGGGACAGCUUUGACCAGGCCUCUAAGAACGCCUUGACUAUGCUUUUCUGGAUUGGUCUGCGCAGCCAGCAAGCCUAUCCGCGAACCUCUAUUGCUCCCUCAGUCCUGCAAGACUCAAUUGAGAAUGGCGAAGGUGCACCAACACCGAUGUUGUCUAUUCGAGAUCUUCCAAGAGCAGCCGUUCAAGAACACAUUGACAUGACGAACCAGCAUCUCCCCGAGGACCGCCACAUUUCCAUCUCUUUGAUCAACAGUGCUCGUAACUUUGUUGUUACUGGACCUCCCUUGUCCCUGUAUGGUCUUAAUCUGCGUCUACGCAAGGUUAAGGCGCCCACAGGUCUGGACCAGAACCGGGUUCCUUACACCCAGCGCAAGGUGCGCUUCGUCAACCGAUUCCUGCCUAUCACCGCCCCAUUUCAUAGCCAAUACUUGUAUCCGGCGUAUGAUCGUAUCCUGGAAGAUCUGGAGGACCUAGAAAUCUCUCCUGAAUCGCUUGCCAUCCCCGUCUACGGCACCAAGACUGGAGAUGACCUACGAAAGACUGCUGAAACCAAUAUAGUACCGGCGUUGGUUCGCAUGAUCACCCACGAUGCCGUGAACUGGGAACAAGCCACAGUUUUCACUGGUGCUACACACAUCGUUGACUUUGGUCCUGGCGGUAUCUCUGGCUUGGGUGUGCUCACUAAUCGCAAUAAGGAUGGAACUGGUGUUCGUGUCGUACUUGCAGGAGCUAUGGAUGGUACCAACGCCGAGGUGGGAUAUAAGCCUGAGCUAUUCGAUCGUGACGAGCAUUCGGUCAAGUAUGCCAUUGAUUGGGUCAGAGAAUACGGGCCGCGACUUGUGAAGAACGCAAUGGGCCAAACCUUCGUCGACACCAAGAUGAGCCGACUGCUUGGUAUCCCGCCUGUCAUGGUGGCUGGAAUGACCCCUACUACUGUUGCUUGGGAUUUUGUUGCCGCCACGAUGAACGCCGGCUAUCACAUCGAGCUUGCUGGUGGCGGCUACUACAAUGCCAAGACCAUGACGGACGCUGUCACCAAGAUCGAGAGGGCCAUACCCCCAGGUCGUGGUAUCACAAUUAACUUGAUCUAUGUCAAUCCCCGCGCUAUGGCGUGGCAGAUUCCUUUGGUUGGUAGGCUGAGGGCCGAGGGCGUGCCCAUUGAAGGUCUGACAAUCGGUGCCGGUGUCCCGUCUAUCGAAGUGGCAAAUGAAUACAUUGAGACUCUGGGAAUCAAGCAUAUUGCAUUCAAGCCGGGCUCUGUCGAUGCUAUUCAACAAGUCAUCAACAUUGCGAAGGCAAACCCGAAAUUCCCCAUCAUCCUUCAAUGGACUGGAGGUCGUGGUGGUGGACAUCACUCAUUCGAGGACUUUCACCAACCAAUUCUGCAAAUGUAUAGCCGUAUUAGACGCCAUGAGAACAUCGUUCUUGUCGCCGGCAGCGGCUUUGGUGGCUCUGAGGAUACUUACCCCUAUCUCUCCGGUACCUGGUCUUCUAGCUUUGGAUACCCUCCGAUGCCUUUCGAUGGCUGUUUGUUUGGCAGCCGUAUGAUGAUCUCUAAGGAGGCCCAUACGUCAAAGAAUGCGAAGAAGGCCAUUGCUGAUGCACCCGGUCUUGAUGAUAAAGAUUGGGAGAAGACAUACAAGGGAGCUGCAGGAGGUGUGGUUACCGUCUUGUCGGAAAUGGGUGAGCCAAUUCACAAGCUGGCUACCAGAGGUGUAUUGUUCUGGCACGAAAUGGACCAGAAGAUAUUCAAAUUGGACAAGGCCAAGCGGCUCCCUGAGCUGAAAAAGCAGCGCAACCAUAUCAUCAAGAAGCUGAAUGAUGAUUUCCAUAAGGUCUGGUUUGGUCGCAAUGCUGCUGGCGAAACCGUUGAUCUCGAGGACAUGACCUACGCUGAAGUCGUCCAUCGUAUGGUGGACCUCAUGUAUGUCAAGCAUGAGUCGAGAUGGAUUGAUGAUUCUCUUAAGAAGCUGACUGGCGAUUUCAUUCGUCGUGUUGAGGAACGGUUUACUAUAUCCGAGGGUCAGCCGUCUCUUCUCCAGAAUUAUUCUGAGCUCAAUACGCCUUAUCCUAAUAUCGACCAUAUCCUGGCUUCUUACCCUGAGGCGGCCACUCAGCUAAUCAACGCCCAGGAUGUCCAGCAUUUCUUGCUGCUUUGCCAGCGCCGGGGACAGAAGCCAGUUCCCUUUGUACCUUCUCUGGACGAGAACUUCGAAUAUUGGUUCAAGAAAGACUCUCUCUGGCAGAGCGAGGACUUGGAGGCUGUUGUGGGCCAGGACGUCGGCAGGACGUGUAUUCUCCAGGGCCCCAUGGCUGCCAAGUUUUCCACUGUUAUUGACGAGCCUGUUCGUGACAUCUUGGAUGGCAUCCAUCAGGGCCACGUCAAAAGUCUGAUCCAGGACGUCUAUAAUGGGGACGAGACCCAAGUGCCCGUCAUCGAGUAUUUCGGCGGACUGUUCGAUAAGAUCGGUGACGAUCAGGAUAUCGAUGGUUUAACAAUUGCUCAGGAUGAUGAUAAGAUCACUUACCGCUUGUCAACUUCCCCCUCGGCGGACCUACCUGAUUUGGAUCGCUGGCUUUGUGUACUUGCAGGCUCAUCUUAUUCCUGGAGACAUGCUUUAUUCCUGGCCGAUGUGUUCGUUCAGGGUCAUCGUUUCGAUGCUAAUCCCUUGAAACGCAUCGUUGCACCGGUAUCAGGCAUGUAUGUGGAAAUAUCGCAUCCCAAUGAUCCCUCCAAGACUAGUAUCGUUGUCAGAGAGCCUUACCAAUCCGGCAAACUGGUGAAAACGGUAGAGGUAAAAAUGAAUGAGAACAGUCAGAUAAGCCUCACGCUUUUCGAAGGGAGAACAGCAGAAGCCGCUGUUGUUCCUUUGACAUUCCUCUUCACAUAUCACCCAGAAGCAGGAUACGCACCCAUCAGAGAAGUCAUGGAAGGCCGCAAUGAUCGCAUCAAGGAGUUCUACUAUCGUGUUUGGUUCGGCAACAGGGAUGUUCCGUUUGAUACUCCGACAACUGCCACUUUCAACGGUGGACGUGAAAUCAUCACUGCUCAAGCCGUGGCUGACUUUGUCCAUGCUGUUGGGAACACUGGUGAAGCCUUUGUAGAUCGGCCUGGCAAAGAGGUCUUUGCCCCUAUGGAUUUCGCCAUCGUCGCAGGGUGGAAAGCUAUCACAAAGCCUAUCUUUCCGCGUACAAUCGAUGGUGACCUCCUGAAGCUGGUUCACCUUUCCAAUGGAUUCAAAAUGGUCCCUGGGGCUCAGCCCUUGAAGGUCGGUGACGUCUUGGAUACUUCGGCUCAAAUCAACUCGGUCAUCAAUCAAGAGUCAGGUAAAAUGGUCGAGGUCUGUGGCACCAUCCUCAGGGAUGGUAAGCCCAUUAUGCAUGUUACUAGUCAGUUCCUGUAUCGCGGUGCCUACUUGGAUUUCGAAAAUACCUUCCAGCGCAAGGACGAAGUGCCUAUGCAGGUUCAUCUUGCUUCAAGUCGAGACGUGGCCAUCCUCCGGUCGAAGGAGUGGUUCCGUAUGGAUGAAAACGAUGUCGAACUGUUAGGCCAAACAUUGACUUUCCGUCUUCAGAGUUUGAUCCGCUUCAAGAACAAGACCGUCUUCAGCAAUGUUCAAACUGUGGGUCAGGUGCUCCUGGAAUUGCCCACCAAGGAGGUUAUCCAGGUAGCUUCUGUGGAUUAUGAGGCGGGUACUUCUCAUGGAAACCCUGUGAUCGAUUACCUUCAGCGCAAUGGUACUUCCAUUGAGCAGCCGGUCUACUUUGAGAACCCAAUUCCUUUAAGCGGCAAAACUCCACUAGUUUUGCGCGCUCCUACAUCCAAUGAGACAUAUGCUCGUGUUUCGGGUGAUUACAACCCCAUCCAUGUGUCCCGGGUAUUCUCCAGUUAUGCCAAGCUACCCGGCACCAUCACCCACGGUAUGUACACGAGUGCUGCCGUCCGCAGUUAUGUCGAAACCUGGGCCGCAGAAAACAACAUUGGCCGUGUUAGAGGAUUCCAUGUCUCACUUGUUGGCAUGGUCUUGCCCAAUGACAUGAUUACAGUUAAGCUGCAGCACGUCGGCAUGAUUGCCGGUCGUAAAAUUAUCAAGGUUGAAGCUAGUAACAAGGAUACCGAAGAGAAGGUUCUGCUGGGCGAAGCCGAGGUCGAGCAACCAGUCACGUCCUACGUGUUCACUGGACAAGGAUCACAAGAACAGGGAAUGGGUAUGGAACUCUAUGCCAGUAGCCCUGUUGCAAGGGAAGUCUGGGACCGCGCAGAUCGUCACUUUAUCGAGAACUACGGUCUUUCCAUCAUCGAUAUUGUCAAGAACAAUCCCAAAGAACUCACCGUCUACUUCGGCGGACCAAGAGGUAAAGCUAUCCGUCAAAAUUACAUGUCGAUGACCUUCGAAACUGUCAACGCGGAUGGAUCCAUCAAGUCGGAGAAGAUCUUCAAGGAAAUUGACGAAGAGACUACUUCUUACACUUACCGCUCACCCUCUGGGCUUCUCUCCGCGACCCAAUUUACACAACCAGCCCUUACUUUGAUGGAGAAAGCAAGCUUCGAAGACAUGCGUUCGAAGGGACUUGUCCAAAGAGACAGCAGCUUUGCCGGUCACUCUCUUGGUGAAUACUCGGCCCUUGCAGCACUGGCUGAUGUCAUGCCCAUCGAAAGCUUGGUUUCCGUUGUUUUCUAUCGUGGAUUGACAAUGCAGGUGGCUGUGGAGAGAGACGAGCAAGGUCGCUCAAAUUAUUCGAUGUGUGCCGUCAACCCUAGUCGGAUUUCGAAGACCUUCAACGAACAAGCCCUUCAAUAUGUUGUAGAAAACAUUUCAGAGCAAACUGGCUGGCUUCUGGAAAUCGUUAAUUACAAUGUUGCCAAUAUGCAGUACGUUGCUGCUGGUGAUUUGCGAGCCCUUGACUGUCUCACGAACCUACUCAACUAUCUCAAGGCCCAAAACAUUGACAUUCCCGCCCUCAUGCAGAGCAUGUCUUUGGAUGAUGUCAAGUCGCAUCUUGUGAAGAUGAUUGAUGAGUGCGUGAAGCAAACUGAGUCGAAGCCCAAGCCCAUCUCGCUUGAGCGUGGCUUCGCCACCAUACCAUUGAGAGGUAUCGACGUACCAUUUCACAGCACCUUCCUUCGGUCUGGUGUAAAGCCUUUCAGGUCCUUCCUUCUCAAGAAGAUCAACAAGACCACUAUUGACCCCAGCAAGCUGGUCGGUAAAUACAUCCCAAACGUCACAGCAAGGCCAUUCGAAAUAACGAAGGAGUAUUUCGAGGAUGUUUACCGUCUCACGAACUCCCCUAGGAUCGCCCAUAUCCUGGCCAACUGGGACAAAUACGACGAGGGAAGUGAGAGUGCAGCUCGAAGCUAA
Messenger RNA from Aspergillus saccharolyticus JOP 1030-1, 6261 nucleotides. Its product is annotated as tetrafunctional fatty acid synthase subunit FAS1. The transcript has 2 exons. Gene Ontology annotation, cellular component: fatty acid synthase complex. Bases 1 to 6261 code for a protein of 2086 amino acids. Gene Ontology annotation, molecular function: fatty acid synthase activity; enoyl-[acyl-carrier-protein] reductase (NADH) activity; [acyl-carrier-protein] S-acetyltransferase activity. The record is from RefSeq and is a predicted model, not a curated record. Gene Ontology annotation, biological process: long-chain fatty acid biosynthetic process. Lineage: Eukaryota; Fungi; Ascomycota; Eurotiomycetes; Eurotiales; Aspergillaceae.